CCUCUAAACCCCUUAAACGAGCAUUAAUUAAUCUUUCAGAGAAGAGAAAGAAGAAGAAGAAGAAAAUAUGGGUCCCUCUUCAGAGAUUUCAGAUGGCUCAACAUUUCCGAUCAAAACUGUUGUUGUGCUGGUCCAAGAAAACCGGUCAUUCGAUCACAUGCUGGGUUGGAUGAAAAGCCUGAACCCCGAAAUCAACGGCGUGACCGGAAACGAGUCCAACCCGCUCCCCACCUCGGGCGGCGCCCAAAGCUCGACGAACGACGUCGUUUUAUUCGGGAACAAGUCGCAGUACGUUGAUCCGGACCCGGGCCACUCGAUCCAAGACAUCUACGAGCAAAUAUUCGGGGCGCCUUGGAGCCAAGACUCGGCCGGCGAGAAACUGGAGGCGAGCAUGCAAGGGUUCGCGGCGAACGCUGAGAGGAAUGAGGAGGGGUUGUCCGGCGCGGUGAUGAACGGGUUCGUGCCGGAGGCGGUGCCGGUUUACAAGGAGCUUGUGAGGGAAUUCGCGGUGUGUGAUCGGUGGUUCGCCUCCGUCCCCGCGUCCACGCAGCCGAAUAGGCUGUUCGUGCACUCCGCCACGUCGCAUGGCGCCACCAGUAAUGACACCAACAAGUUGAUCCAAGGUUUCCCGCAGAAGACAAUCUUUGAGUCCAUGGAUGAAGCUGGAUACUCCUUUGGGAUUUACUAUCAGUAUCCACCCUCCACACUCUUCUACCGGAACCUUAGAAAAUUGAAGUACAUUAAGAACUUCCACCAGUUUGAUAUUCACUUCAAGACUCAUUGUAAGGAGGGUAAGCUGCCCAACUAUGUGGUAGUUGAACAACGUUAUUUUGACUUGAAAAUAUUACCUGGGAACGACGACCACCCCUCCCAUGAUGUGUUUGAGGGCCAAAAAUUCGUUAAAGAAGUUUAUGAAGCGUUGAGAUCCAGUCCUCAAUGGAACGAAAUGUUGUUCCUAAUCGUAUACGAUGAGCAUGGUGGGUUCUACGAUCAUGUGCCCACUCCGGUCACCGGAGUCCCAAAUCCCGAUGGCUUAAUCGGCCCUCAACCUUACAAUUUUCAGUUUGAUCGCCUUGGCGUUAGGGUUCCGGUUAUUAUGGUUUCUCCUUGGAUUGAACGAGGAAAAGUGGUGCAUGGACCUACUUCAGGACCAUUCCCUAACUCAGAAUACGAGCAUUCUUCUAUUCCAGCAACGGUGAAGAAAAUUUUCAAUUUGAACCAGUUUCUUACUGAGCGGGACGCAUGGGCAGGCACAUUUGAGACUGUCAUAACUAGAACUACUCCAAGAACAGAUUGCCCAGAAACAUUGGCACAACCAGUGAAAUUACGGUCGGCCGAAGCGAAAGAAGAUGCAAAUUUGACAGAGUAUCAAAAAGAGAUGGUGCAGAUGGCAGCUGUUCUAUGUGGAGACCACAUGAAAGAAGACUACUAUCCCCAUAAGUUGGUAGAGAAUAUGAGUGUCGCAAAAGCUGCAGAUUACUCUCAUCAGGCCUUCAACAAGUUCUUAAAUGAUUGCGAGAAUGCAAGGCAGCGUGGGAUCCAUGAAGAUCAUUCCAUUGUUGCAUUGUCAAAAGAACCGUCUUCGCCCAAAACCACUCCCAGGAAACCCAAAUCCUUUGCUUCCAAGUUCCUUUCCUGUAUUGCUUGUGGCCGGUAAUUUAUUCAUUAGCUUUGAUAUAAUUCAUGGUUUGUAUGGACAAUACUUUUUUUUUUCCUAUUAUUUGGGUAUAUGAUUUGUAUUAUUUGGCAAAUGUAACUAAAUUAAAAGGAUUCUAUUUUCUCUUUUGAAUUUAUUUUAAUAUAAUGUUUUUGUUAGAAUGGA
Ipomoea triloba (trilobed morning glory) is the source of this 1822-nucleotide messenger RNA. Its product is annotated as non-specific phospholipase C4-like. The transcript is spliced from 4 exons. Lineage: Eukaryota; Viridiplantae; Streptophyta; Magnoliopsida; Solanales; Convolvulaceae. Gene Ontology annotation, biological process: phospholipid catabolic process. The record is from RefSeq and is a predicted model, not a curated record. Gene Ontology annotation, molecular function: hydrolase activity, acting on ester bonds. Bases 68 to 1657 code for a protein of 529 amino acids.